UACAUGAUUCCAGUCUCAUCAAAGUUCCAUGUGUGAGUCCGGGCAGGUGGGAGAAGGAGGAAAUAAAACACACUUGAUGCUGUGUGAGCCUCUCCUCCCCCACGCUGAGCCUGAACAGGACAGGCAGCACAUACUAUUUGCAUUAGAGAGCUCCAUGGUGAUGUCUGUGUACACACACUAACAUACACACACCUACGCUUCACUUCAGACAUUAACAAGCCCAACAGGUGAUUUAGAGGAAGGCUGCUGCUCACAGGAUUUCAGAGCAAACUUGAUCUGUCGAGAACAAUGGAAAGCAUGUGAUGGAGCUGAUAUGAUGUUUGUUAUGAGGCUGCUCAGAUAAGGUGUGGUACUGAGCUGUCCCCUGCAGGUGUGCAGGUUGCAGAGGACACGGACCUGACACCAACUGCUGCUACAGGGGAGAAGCCACGGACACCAGAAGAAGAUGAACUGGGGUUUUCUGGAGAAUGUCCUGAGCGGGGUGAACAAGUACUCCACUGUGAUUGGACGCAUCUGGCUCUCUGUGGUCUUCCUCUUCAGGAUCUUGGUGUACGUGGCGGCGGCCGAGCAGGUGUGGAAGGACGAACAGAAGGACUUUGUGUGCAACACGCGGCAGCCUGGCUGCGAGAACGCCUGCUUCGACCACUUCUUCCCCAUCUCCCAGGUGCGUCUCUGGGCUCUACAGCUCAUCAUGGUGUCCACCCCGUCCCUUCUGGUGGCCCUGCAUGUGGCCUACAGGGAGCACCGGGAGGCCAAGCUCAAGCGAAAACUGUACCAGGACAAAGGGAGCAUCGACGGAGGUCUUUUCUGCACCUACACCAUCAGCCUGGUCUUCAAGACGGCCUUCGAGGUGGGCUCCCUGCUCGCUUUCUACUUCCUAUACAACGGCUUCGAGGUGCCCGUACUGCUGCAGUGCACUGAGAGUCCAUGCCCCAACACGGUGGACUGUUUCAUCGGCAAAGCCACGGAAAAGAAGAUCUUCCUCUACAUCAUGGGCUGCACCUCCAUCCUGUGCAUCGCGCUGAAUUUCGUGGAGCUCAUGUACAUUAUGUGGAAGCAGCUGUGGAAGUUAUUCAGCAAGCGGUACAUCCCUGUGAAGCAGAAGCCUCCCAGCCACAGAGAGCCACCUGUUUCCAUUGUCAACAGGUUCGCCACGGCUGAGCCCACAGCAAACACAGAGAUCAGCAUCACAGAGCCUGAAUCUGAAGCUGUACCCACCCCUGAAAACCUGCCCGUCCAGUCCUGAAGGGCUGAGACUGACCCACAGCUUCUGUUCCCAUCGGAGUGAAACCACAGGGAAACUUUUGUUCACCUGUACUUACAUGGAUGCUGCUCACAAGUGUCUCUUUAUACAACCUGGGCUAUUAAUAAAGCAGCUGAAUAGAUUUAACGGUACAGUUGGGUGUAAACUGAAAAAAUAAGUUGUAUUACAUUUUAGGGUGAACAAACUACUUACAAAUAUUGAUGCUAAUAAAAUAUGUUUUACUUUAACAGAUGUUUGGUUUAGGAGUCAGUUUAGCUGAAAAGAUGAAUUCCACAUGGCUCCAGUUAAACUCGAACCAGCAGAACUCAACUUCUUGCUUUUUCUCCUAUUUUACAGUCACAGUGAGCAGCAUGAUUUAGCAUGUGAAAGGACAUUUAUAGAGUCCUCAGGUGUUGAAUGUGUCAAGUUUGAAAAAAGAAGGAAAGUUGCUAAUGCAUGUACAGCUUUUGGGCAAUUUAAACCAUAUUAGACCACAAGGUUGCUGUCAAAACUCAAAGGACAGAGUUUCUUCUGUCUUUGUUGUAACUGAUUUCUACUGAUAUUGUCUGAAGUAAUAUUUAGUACUGGUUAUUAUGUAUGUAAUAUGCAUAGGAAAUAUAUUUUUCAAAUCAAAUGAGCAUGACAAUAUUAGUUAAUUGCAUAUUAGUUAAUCAUGGAACAUUUAUAAGUGCAGCUUGUCUAUACGUGUAACACUGUUUACAUUUUACAUCAUUUAUAUUCAUGCAAUAGCAGCUUAUGAAUAUGUCAAGUGCAAUAGUAAAUUAAUAUAUAGACAUAAACCCAAGUGUGCUUUCUUGCUUCUCUGCUAAAAGCUGCUGUUUUGAUUGGUCAACCCAGAAAGUGUGUUAAAACAUUGUGGCCACGUAAAACUGUUUUGAACGUAGACACAACCACAACAUUGUUAAAGGACCCCUUUAAGCACUUUUCACCAACCUCCUCGUCCUGAUCAUAGACUGUCAGACUUUAAAAGACUGACAUGCAGUUAUUUCUUUUAGGUCAAGUGAAUGUGACUAUGAGCAGUUAAUAUUAAAUAUGACAAAUUCAGGUAUAAAAUCUGGUUCCUCUGCCCUGUCCAUAUAUACACACACACAGGUAUUUUGUUAAAAACGGCUUUGUCUAUGCAUUUUGACCUUUUAUCCACAUAAAGACACUUUUAGGACACUGAUAAACUUUUGGAAGAUUAUUUCCAAGUUUAAAAUAUUCAGAAACUUCAUUUGCACUGUUGAUGUGUAACAGCAAGAGCAGAUAUGGACAAAAUUGUGCUUUUGCUAACACUGCUAAUAGAACUUUUUACAUGAUUACAUAGAAGUAUAGCUACUCUGCCAGCGUACUGAGGAAAAGCAGUGUCAGAAUCACUCCACACAAAUAAAAAGAAGUCUUUUAUGAACACAAUGGAGGGAAAACUCUUUUUAAAAAUAAAGCUUGGAUUAAACCCUAAAGACACAGGAGGUAACUAUCAAAUACAUAACCAUUUGUAUAAUAUUUGAUACAUGACUUUGAGACCUCUAUCUCAUCAACAUGAAUCAUUUCCUUAAUGACCUAUUGUAUACAACCUGAUACAUGUAUUCUGCCCCCCUGUGGAUUAUCAUUCCACUACAGGCAGCUGAAGUCAUAUUUUGCCCCUUUUCAAAAUGGCUACUCAUGAACUCAUCCACGUGUUUCAAGAAAAUCAUCGCUAAUUUUCAAGAAGGUAAAAAUAACAUGCAAGUUGUUACUCAUUUUUUAAAAAUAAAUAUUUUCUGCAUUGAAAGAAAGCAUGUUUAUUAAGUAAUUGUUUAAAUUUCAAUUAACUUGUGUUAAAAUGUCUAUCGAAUUUGAUACUCUGGGUUUAUAACUUGCCUUUUUCCUAAAUUUUCAUGUAUAAUUCAGGAAAUUUUACAUGAUAUGGCAAAUUUUUUCUUUUGGAUUUGGUUAAAAGGGGUAACAGACAUCUCAGUUCCAAAAAAGUUGAAUUUUCUGGCUAUUUUCUGAUGGGUCAGGCUUUACAGGGUUACAAAAAAUUAGCAUGUAAC
Molecule: messenger RNA, 3276 nt
Organism: Acanthochromis polyacanthus (spiny chromis)
Lineage: Eukaryota; Metazoa; Chordata; Actinopteri; Pomacentridae
Gene: gjb7
Product: gap junction protein beta 7
Exons: 2
Coding region: 446-1246 (266 amino acids)
Biological process (GO): cell communication
Cellular component (GO): connexin complex
Source: RefSeq, a predicted model, not a curated record